Molecule: messenger RNA, 3321 nt
Organism: Notolabrus celidotus (New Zealand spotty)
Lineage: Eukaryota; Metazoa; Chordata; Actinopteri; Labriformes; Labridae
Product: transcriptional activator Myb-like
Exons: 17
Coding region: 184-2463 (759 amino acids)
Biological process (GO): regulation of DNA-templated transcription
Cellular component (GO): nucleus
Molecular function (GO): DNA-binding transcription factor activity, RNA polymerase II-specific; RNA polymerase II cis-regulatory region sequence-specific DNA binding
Source: RefSeq, a predicted model, not a curated record
GAGCCGUUCCUCCUCCUUCCCUCCAACGGCCGGCGGUUAGUCCUCCGGUUAGUCCUCCUCUCUCCUCCGGUUAGUCCUCCGGUUAGUCCUCCUCUCUCCUCCGGUUAGUCCGCCGGUUAGUCCUCCUCUCUCCUCCGUGAGCCUGUCAGCAGCAGUGUGUCUGUGUUCGUACCAGCAGCAGUGAUGAGCAGCAGAAGCCGCAGGUCCUGCACAAUGACCCGCUACAGCUUCCUGAGGAGAAGAGAGCUGGACGAACGACCGGACAGAGAGACUCUACAGAGGCCUGGAUGGACCAAAGACGAGGACGAGAAGCUGAAAAAGCUGAUAAAGGAGUUUGGAUCAAACAGCUGGUCUUCAGUUUCUUUUCAUUUUAAAGGUCAGAGGUCAGAUGUGGACUGUCAGAGGAGGUGGCAGCAGAUCAAGAAUCCGGAGGUGGUUAAAGGUCCGUGGACUCGAGAGGAGGACGAGGGGCUCAAUGGUCUGGUGUGGCGGUACGGCGUGAAGCGCUGGUCUCUGAUUGCUAAACACCUUCACAGUCGGAAUGGGAAGCAGUGCCGCGAGCGCUGGCACAACCACCUGAACCCGGAGGUGAAGAAGAGCAGCUGGACUCUGGAGGAGGACCGGGUCAUCUGUGACGCGCACCGGCUGCUGGGAAACCGCUGGGCCGAGAUCUCCAAGCUGCUGCCGGGCAGGACUGAUAACUCCAUCAAGAACCACUGGAACUCCACCCUGAAGAGAAGAGUGGAGAGGGAGGGAUACCUGAAGGUCCCGCUCCCCUUCAGCUCCUCAUCCUCCUCCUCCUCCUCUUCUUCCUCCUCCUCCUCCUCCUCCGUCACACCUUCACCCAGCAUGGCCAACAUCCCCACCAAGGCAGACAGUCUGUCCACUCUGAUGGACGAGUCCAGCUGCACCUCCAACGAUCAGAGCAUGUGCCGUCUCCAUAGCAACCAGGCACACCAGUGCUCCACCUGUGUCCCCGCUACCUCAGAUUAUGACUCCUCUCUGAGCAUGUGCGAGCUGGCCGCCCCCACAGAGCUGAUGGAGGAGAGUCCAGAGACCUGGAGCGGGGGCCUUCAGGAAGUGACCUCAUCACUCUCCACCUGCCUGUACAGAGAGCAGACCUACCUGUCAGUCCUGGAUCUCAGCAGGAGCCACGUAAGCAGACCAGCAUGUUUCCAUUUCUGUUGCACCUGUGAGACCUGUCCCCUGUCCAAAGAGAGUCCUCUUCAGUCUGUGAGACCUCCUCAGUCUGAGAGUCCUCUUCAGUCUGGGAGUCCUCCUCAGUCUGUGAGUCCUCCUCAGUCUGUGAGUCCUCCUCAGUCUGAGAGUCCUCUUCAGUCUGGGAGUCCUCCUCAGUCUGUGAGUCCUCCUCAGUCUGUGAGUCCUCCUCAGUCUGGGAGUCCUCCUCAGUCUGUGAGUCCUCCUCAGUCUGUGAGUCCUCCUCAGUCUGGGAGUCCUCCUCAGACUGGGAGUCCUCUUCAGUCUGUGUUCGGUCUGAAGGUUGCAGGUCUGAAGGUUGCAGGUCUGAAGGAGUGGCAGGGGAACAGUGAGGGCGGAGCUGCUGUCGUAGACUCCUCCCAAUCCUCUUGGAUCAGGAGCAGCACACAGAGAGCUCUGAGCUUCCCCCCCUCAGAGUUCUCCGGUCUGUGUGGUGUUGAGGAUCAGAUGUUCCAGCGCCCGGGUCUUACCUCCACCCCCGUGUGUUCCCUCAAACACUCUGCUAACAGCAGCCAGGACACCUCCUGUCUGCACUGCAGCCACAGCAAGACCCAGCAGACCCCCUCAGAGAUCAGAGACCGGAUCAGAGUCAUGAUGAUGUCAGCACCUCAGACACCGACUCCACUGAAGACCAGCAGAGGCAGCCACAUGGAGGGGUCAGCAGGCAGCACCAUGAGGACUGUGAAGGAUCCGGGGGUCGACUCCGACAGUCAGCAGUCCAGCAGCAGCUCUGAGGUGCAGGGAGAGAGUCUGCUGAUCCCCAUCAAGCAGGUCCAGAAGGAGUCCAUCUCCAUGUCCCUGAUUCAGGGGGAGUCCAGCUGUCUCCAAGAGAUUCAGAGAGAAUCUAACCCCAACCAGCACCAGGUCCAGGGAGAGUCCAUCUUGGUUCAGCAGGUCCAGGGAGAGUCCAGCUUGAUUCAGCAGGUCCAGGGAGAGUCCAGCUUGGUUCAGCAGGUCCAGGGAGAGUCCAGCUUGAUUCAGCAGGUCCAGGGAGAGUCCAGCUUGGUCCAGCUGGUCCAGGGAGAGUCCAGCUCUGUACCGGUCUGUGAGGAGUUGGGCUGCCUCUGGUUGGAGGGUCAGAUGGAGGUGUGGUGGUGUCAGCAGGCAGUGGGUGGCUCCCCUGAGAGUCCUGCAGACAGACCGACUCCCUUUGAGCUGAGCAGGGAGCUGCAGGAGGUGAUGUUUGGGAGAACAGACGAUCAGAAGAGUCUGACUGAGCAGGCCUGGCACUACGUGGAGCCCUGAUCCUCGGGCUCAGGUGGGUCUACUUGGGUCUGCUGGUCCUCCUCGGUCCCCCUGCUGAUCGCCUGUUUCAUGUCUUUGAUCCAAUCACAGGUGGAUCCUCCUCCUGAUCCUGACGUGGCGAAGAUCUGCACGCCGCUCGUUUAUCAGGACUACUAAGAUUUAAAGAUUUUAAAGUGAUGAUAUAAAAAGAGGGGGCGUGGCUUCAUGAUGGACAGCUGUGUUGUCCAAUGAGGUUCCUGCAGCGUCGUGUGCUCCGGAUCAUCAGAGGAGAGGAGGAACACUGAGAGGAAACGUAACAAACACCAACGCAGGAGUCACUGAACCUCAGGCUCCACCAGCUGAUCUCUGUUACCAAGGCAACGUGUGGGCACCCGUGACUCAGCCAGGUGGCGUUCAGGGCACAUUGGGGCAGUGAAGUUGAAGACAGCUGGAGACGUGAGGACCACCGAGAGACCAUGAGGCUGAGGACGGGGACACACACACACACACACACACACACACACACACACACAGGUUUGUUUUUCAGUACUUCAGAGGACCCUUACUUACAGAAAAACUCUAACUCUGAACCUGAUCCAGACCGGAUCCUUACACCUUUCCAUCCCUGAAUGUAGCGAGACUGAACACCCUGUAGUCCUCUGAACUCUCUGAGCAUAAAGGUUUAUAAAAACACUCUCCUCACUCACCACCAGGGCGUGAUCCACGCUGUAACCCUUAGCCGAGUGAGUCUUCACGUUCCCAGCGAUCGGAUACGACAUCCCAUGACUGCAGAGAGAGAGAGAGUUUAUUUUAACAUCUAUAACCACAGACUCUAUAACCCUCUGUGUGUUUGUAAACAGACUCUAUAACUCUGUGUGU